AGCUCUUGGAUUCCACUUGGCAGCCAUUUGCCAGAUGAAGGUUUGAGACUUUAUGUUUCAGGACUUGCAUUGGAUUUACUUGUGUAGAGCCUUAUUUUCUCCACAGUUUUGGCCUUUGCACUUUGUUGUGAGUGUGUUGACAUUCUCAGAAUAUUCAGAAAGUACACCUACUUACUCCAACCUGCCUGGAAAUAAGAGAACAGCAGGUUCUAGAAACACUGAGAGCACAGGAGGAUAUAAAGAAGACAGAGAAAGUGUGACGCAAAUAAAGACGAGAGGAUAACUUGACACCGAAUAAGACGGCUGAAAGGGAGAUUGAAGUGAUGGCUGAGGCCCCGCAGCAGCAACAGGAGGAGGAGCAGGAGCAGGAACAGGAGCAAGAGCUGAACACCGUGGAGGGAACGGAGCCUGAUGAAGAUUCUGAUGAACCCAAAGAGAGUGUCCAGACGACCCCGACUCGACCUCUGCUGACCAAGAGGUCAGAGAGCAGUGUGGACCCAGAUGACUACUCCCCCAACAUGAUUGUCUACAGAAAGAUUGAAGAUAUUGUCACUCGCAUCCAGGAUGAGACGGAGGGUGUGCCCAUCAGAACUGUCAAAAGUUUCAUGACCAAAAUACCCAGUGUUGUCACAGGUGCAGAUAUUGUACAGUGGCUGAUGAAGAACCUGUCCAUUGAGGAUCCAGCUGAGGCCAUGCAUAUCGGGAGUCUCAUUGCAGCUCAGGGGUACUUCUUUCCUAUUUCAGACCACGUUCUCUCCCUCAAAGAUGACGGCACUUUCUACCGCUUUCAGGCACCAUAUUUCUGGGCCUCCAACUGUUGGGAGCCUGAAAACACAGACUAUGCUAUCUACCUGUGCAAGCGGACCAUGCAGAAUAAGACCAGGCUGGAGCUGGCAGAUUAUGAGGCGGAGAACCUAGCCAGGCUGCAGAGAGCUUUUGCCAGGAAGUGGGAGUUUAUCUACAUGCAGGCUGAAGCCCAGGUUAAGAUAGACAGGAAAAAAGAUAAAACUGAGAGGAAGAUUCUUGACAGCCAGGAGAGAGCCUUCUGGGACGUCCACAGGCCUGUGCCUGGAUGCGUCAACACCACAGAGAUGGACAUCAGAAAAUGUAGACGCCUGAAGAACCCUCACAGAGUUAAGAAGUCAGUAUAUGGUCUGGUGGAGGAGGGAACACAGUCUCAGAGUCCCAUACAUACUCCCUCGCACCACUGCCGAAAAGGCACCAAGGAGGAUGUUGAGAAAGAGAUCUUAUUCCUGAACACACAGCUGGAUCGCCACUGUAUGAAGAUGUCUAAAGUUGCUGAAAGUCUGAUAACCUACACUGAGCAGUACAUGGAGUAUGACCCAUUUGUGACGGCACCAGAACCAUCCAACCCAUGGACCAGUGAUGACCCCUGCUUCUGGGAUCUGGAGGCCAGUAAGGAGCCCAGUCAGCAGAGAGUAAAGAAGUGGGGUUUCUCUCUGGAGGAGGCACUGAAGGACCUGGUAGGACAGAAGCUCUUCCUCAAGUUCCUGGAGUCAGAGUUUAGCUCUGAAAACCUGCGGUUCUGGUUGGCAGUUCAGGACCUGAAGAAGAUGCCACAGCAAGAUGUUGCACAGAGGGCGCAGGACAUUUGGGCAGAGUUCCUGGCAGAAGGAGCCCCCAGCCCCAUCAAUCUGGACUCGCACAGCUACGAACGCACCAGUCAGAACCUGAAAGACCCCGGACGAUACAGCUAUGAGGACGCGCAGGACCACAUCUACAAGCUGAUGAAAAGUGACAGCUAUGCACGCUUCCUGCGAUCCAACGUGUAUCAGGACCUGCUGAUGGCACGGAAGAAACUUGAAACGGAGCAGGGGCGACGCACCUCGCUGGAGAAGUUCACUCGCAGUGUAGGCAAGUCACUCACAGGCAAACGACUGACGGGCCUCAUGCAGUCAUCCUGACAAGGCCUGGAUCAAGAGUAGGAGGAACCAAACCCAGAUGAACUGCUUACCUCCAGGGAGCAGGUGGAAGAGGACCCUGGGGUGUUUUGAUGUAGCUGUGGGAGGUGGAUGAGGGCGCCAAAAGAGCCCAGACUGCUGGACUGGACCAGCAUGUUUGAAACUCACCUUGGAUCAGUUAGGAGGACAGCGAGCAUGCAAUAAGUCACUAGACCUGACACCUGGACAGCGCCAUCACAGUGUAGACUAGAGGAUAAUUGCUUCUGCUCUCUAGGAGGUUUUGAAUGACAAGCCUGCAUCAUGCCAGGCUCUGUUGUUUAUCUUUAUCUACUGUCUACACAUGUUAAUAUGGUAGCUGAAGAGACUUUUUGUUCCAGUAAUAUAAACAUGGAAUGCUUGAAUGCCUUGACCAAUCCAAAAUGAGACUUAGAUUAAUGCUGUAAUUAGCUGUUUUGUCUCAUAUAUAUAUUAGGAUAUUUAGGGGAAAGAGGGGUUUAUGGUUGUGCACUCAACUGAACUUCUGCUCUUUACACUGCUGCUUUAAUGGUGAAACAGGUGAAGUAGUACACCAACAUGUAGUGAGUGGGACAUGGGAGGACACAAGAUGAACAUCUUCUGUGUGUCCAGUAUUGGUAUAGCUGGUUAAUAAUCAUAGUGUAUAAACUGUCUGUUUUAUGCUCAUUACAGGCCGAUUAAAACUCCAGAUGAAAACCUGUACGUUUUCUCCUCUCACCUUGGCCUGCUCUGGUACUGUACUGUAGGUCUUUCCUGGAAAACGGGUAAAGGGGAAAUAUUUGUUCAAAUUUCUGAGCGCAUCAGCUUUUUUGAGUGUUUGUUUUCAGUGGCUGAAAAGGAAAAGUGUCAUCUACACAAACUGUAGAAGUCACUAACAAGAGCAUAGCCGCGGAAACAUUUUCAGGUGGGGAUGUGUUUUUUAUUGUUUGUUAACAGCCUGUUAGCCUGCUGGUCUAAAGGACCAGGAAGGGUUAUAUGAAAUGCACCAGUUCAGGAUAGGCUCUAACAUAGAGGUGGGGGUGCAGCACAGUGGUGACAAAAGUUUUUGAAUAUUCCCAUAAUAUAAUAAAAACACUGAUGGAACUGAUGACUGCUGCCACUGUAAGGACAUUGUGUUUUUAGCAGGCAGUGCUUAAAGCCUUGUAAGAGCCGCACUGAACACACAGAGGUGUACUCUUGAUGUCAUCAAAGGUAAGGCCAGGUUCAUCUUUUUUGCAAAAAUGUGGCGUUUUACUUUAAAUGAGCCUUUUGGAAGAAUAUUAGGCUUUAUUUUAUCUUCUGAACAUUCCACUUCAGGCAGCCGCUGCACAGCAUUUAGUGGGCUGACCUCUAAUCGUUGUUCACCUUAUAUAAAGAGGACCGUGAUGAUAAUAAAAGAGGUUUGGCCUAUCAUUUAA
Messenger RNA from Monopterus albus (swamp eel), 3334 nucleotides. RefSeq names its product regulator of G-protein signaling 6-like. Gene Ontology annotation, molecular function: GTPase activator activity. The record is from RefSeq and is a predicted model, not a curated record. The transcript has 18 exons. Gene Ontology annotation, biological process: positive regulation of GTPase activity; intracellular signal transduction; G protein-coupled receptor signaling pathway. The coding region runs from base 324 to 1925 and encodes 533 amino acids. NCBI's taxonomy places the organism in Eukaryota, Metazoa, Chordata, Actinopteri, Synbranchiformes, Synbranchidae. Gene Ontology annotation, cellular component: cytoplasm; neuron projection.